AUGGACAGGAAAGCAUUCCUUGAUCAAGAGCCUCCGCCAGGGUAUGUUGCUGGUAUUGGUAGAGGUGCUACCGGAUUUACGACGAGCGCUGAUGCAGGGUCGGUCAGAAUCCAGCCAGGUGUUGUAGUCCUGGAUAAUGAAGAAGAAGACAUAAAUGGCAAUGCAGAAGACGAAAAUGACGACGGUUUGCUAGGUAAGAAGCUGAAUCGGGACCAGGAUGAUGAAGAGGCCGAUAAGAUAUACGAAGAAAUUGACAGGAGAAUGAAGGGAAAGCGCAAAGAUACGACGGACGAUGAAACGAGUUUGGAAGCCGUCAAUCACACAAAAGAGCAAUUUGCCGAUCUAAAGAGAGCGCUUUCUAGUGUUAGUGACCAGCAGUGGGAAUCGUUGCCUGAAGUCGGUGAUUUGACGAGAAGAAAUAAGAGAGCAAGGCUUUUGGAGCAGCAACAACAAAGGUUUUAUGCCAUGCCAGACAGUGUUAUAGCGGGAGCUAGUGGAGCAGGGUCUAUUGGAGGCGGUGCAAUGAAUAAAAAUGAUGUUACCGACUUUCAGACGAUUUCUGGGGCCAAAGACAAGUUGUUGAGUAAGCACCUUGAUAGCUUGGUCCCACAGGGUGCUAAUGCUACAACCGAGGACUUACAAAAUGAUAUAAUAAUGCAAGAGGAAUCAAAUAACCAAAUGGCAGAUAUAAAGAAAGGCCGGCUAAUUUUAUCGUCCUUGAGGAAAACUAACCCCUACAAGGCCAAUUCAUGGAUUGCGUCUGCUAGGUUGGAAGAACAAGCAAAAAACUAUACAGCAGCUAAGAACUUUGUUAUCGAAGGUUGUAGGAAGGUUCCUCAUAACGAAGAUAUAUGGCUUGAGAGUAUUCAUAUUCAUCAAAAGUCCGCAGAAGGAACAAAAAUGUGCAAAAUAAUUGUCACGGAAGCACUCAAAUUCAAUAAUACAUCAGAAAAGUUAUGGGUUAAAGCCUUUGAACUAGAGAAUGCAUCCGACAUUGUAUCAAGACGCCGUAUAUUAAUGAAGGCUCUUGAAUUUCUUCCACAGAAUGUAAAAUUAUGGGAAAAGCUAAUUGAUUUAGAGGAGGAUCCUAAGGAUGUUGCAAAAUUAUUACAUAAAGCUAUUGAAUUAUGUUCAACCGAAUGGAACUUUUGGAUUACUUUAAUAAAUUUAUCUACUUAUGAUGAAUCAAAAAUUUUGCUUAAUAAAGCUAGGAAGUCCAUGAGUGAUAAUCAUAAAGUUUGGAUUGCUGCUGCUAAAUUAGAAGAACGUGAACAUGAGAAUAUUUCAAUACAGAAACUAAACACGUUAAUGGAAAAGGGAAUCAAAAAACUAGAGAGUAAUAUUAGUGAUAACUCCAGAUUAUUAUCUAGACGUGAAUGGUUAGAAGAAGCUGCACAAACAGAGCUUGAGGGCUUCAACAAAACUUGUCAGGCUAUUGUUAAUAAUGCUUUGAAUAUUGAAAUUCCGUCAGAUCCAAAGGAAAAGUUAACUAUCUGGUUUCAAGAAGCCAGUCAUUUUGCAAACCAAUCAAGGUUUGAAACAUCAAAUUGCAUUUAUCAAUAUAUUAUUGAACAAUUUCCGAACAAUUCAGAAUGUUGGAUGAGGCUAUUCAGAUCUCUCAAACAAGUUUCCGAUUUGAAGUUAGAUAGAUUGUUUAAUUACUAUGAACAAGCUAUAGAGUUAAAUCCACAGUAUGAAUUAUUUUCAUUGAUGUACGCUAAGGAUAAGUGGGUUUUAGCAAACGAUGUGGAUGGAGCAAGAGAAAUAUUAAGAACCGCUAAUAAAGCAAUUCCAGAAAGUGAAGCCAUUUUAUUGGCCCAGGUAAAAUUAGAGAUUAAAACUUCAAAUUAUAAAACCGCAGAGAAUAUAUCUACUCAAAUUAUUGAAUCAAUGCCCGAUUCUUCGCCUCGAGUAUGGUAUAAACAUAUUCAUCUUAAAAGAGUAUUAAAUAUGAAAAACCCCGAUAGCAUAUAUCAGGAAUCGAUCUUGUCAUUAUGUAACGAAUCUCUUGAAAGAUUCCCAGAUUCGGAUAAGCUUUAUUUACAGAAAGGACAGAUACUUCAUCAUGACUUAAAGAAUAUGCGAAACGCAAGAGAAAUUUAUUCUAUUGGCGUAAAGAAAUGUCCCAAGUCGAUUGAUUUAUGGCUUUCACUCGUGCGAAUUGAUGAAAGAGAAUUAUUGAUUAGAGCAAGAUCAACGUUGGAUAUGGCCAUUCUAAAUAAUCCGACGAGUGAAGAGCUUUGGAAUGAAAAAAUUGGACUAGAGAGACGAAAUAAUGAUAACGUAACGGCAAGACAAAUUUGCAAUAAAGCACUUAAGGAUUUACCUAAUUCACCACUUCUUUGGAUUCAAAAUUUACAGAUGAUACCAAAGAUGUCCCAGAGAAAAAACGCAUUCCUAGAUGCUUUAAAGCAGACGGAUAAUUCACCAUUAGUUUUGCUUCAUAUUGGGAUAUUUUUUUGGUUGGAUGGAAAAUUCAUGAAAGCUAAAUCAUGGUUUGAAAGAGCCUUGAAUAGUGACAAAACUAAUGGAGAUUGUUGGGGGUGGUUAUUCAACUUUAUAGAAAAACAUGGCUCUGAUUCAGAGAAACAUGCCCUCUUAAAAAAUUUUGAAAAGCGUUAUGAAGAGAUAAAUGAAGGGACGACUUGGAAUUCGAUAAUCAAGAAGGUGGAAAAUUUCGAGAAGACCCCUACUGAACUACUUCUGUACGUAGCAAAACAAUUAAUUACUGCAUCGACUGUAUAG
Molecule: messenger RNA, 2745 nt
Organism: Debaryomyces tyrocola
Lineage: Eukaryota; Fungi; Ascomycota; Pichiomycetes; Serinales; Debaryomycetaceae
Source: the annotation of a GenBank genome assembly